This is a messenger RNA of Papilio polytes (common Mormon), 2275 nucleotides long. RefSeq names its product apyrase-like. NCBI's taxonomy places the organism in Eukaryota, Metazoa, Arthropoda, Insecta, Lepidoptera, Papilionidae. Gene Ontology annotation, biological process: AMP catabolic process. The record is from RefSeq and is a predicted model, not a curated record. Gene Ontology annotation, cellular component: plasma membrane. The transcript has 11 exons. Gene Ontology annotation, molecular function: nucleotide binding; metal ion binding; 5'-nucleotidase activity. The coding region runs from base 249 to 1862 and encodes 537 amino acids.
GUUCAGUGCUGAAAAUACAUUUAAAGCAAUCAAAUACAAUGUAUUAAAAAGUAAUGUGAUCUUGAUACGCUAAUUGAGACACUAUCCCAAUAUAGUUAAAGUAUAACUUUCUCUGAAGGACAAUAGAGAGAAAAAGUUUAGAGAAUACCUUGACCUCUCGUUAUUUCAUUACUCAUUGUAGUUAUCUAGUGAGGCACACGUCAGUUGUUCGUCGAUCACGAACAACGAAGGUCGCUUUUCCCUUAGAAAUGAUCGCGCUAAAGUGUUUAGUGUCUGUGAUAAUAUUCAGUUCAGUCGACGGAUUCGCGUUACCGUUUGAAGGAUUAUACGAAUUGGAUAUUAUACAUUACAACGAUUUCCACGCAAGGUAUGAAGAAACGUCAGUGGACACGCCGACAUGUCACUUCAACAACGGAUCAUGCUUGGGCGGCUUCCCGCGGUUGUACAGCGAAAUUAUGGAGCUGAGGAAAGAAAAGCCGAAAUCCUUGCUGCUGAAUGCCGGCGACAGCUUCCAGGGAACUUACUGGUAUACAUUACUUAAGUGGAAUAUCACUCAGGAGUUCAUGAAUUUGUUGCCCCAUGAUGCACAUGCAAUUGGUAAUCACGAGUUUGACGAUGGUCCUGAAGGCCUCGCGCCGUACUUAAGAGCGCUCAAAGCACCGGUCCUCGCCGCCAAUAUGGACGUCAGUCAGGAGCCCUCGCUACAGAAUUUGUUCAGACCGCACAUUAUUGUGAAGCGUGGAGGAAGAAAGAUUGGCAUUAUCGGAUUGAUUACUACCGACACACAGAAAUUGUCAUCCCCUGGCAAGGUCGUGUUCACGGACCCAUUGGAGGCGACAGAACGCGAAGCGAACUUGUUGACAGAAAAGGGGAUCGAUAUAAUCAUUGUAUUGUCACAUUGUGGACUUGAAGUUGAUAAACAAAUCGCACGUGAACACGGCAAGCACGUUGAUAUUAUAGUGGGUGGACAUUCCCACUCCUUACUCUGGAACGGUCCAGCGCCCAGCGGGGAAAAAGUUGAGGAUUCUUACCCUGUAUUCAUAGAAACUAGCAAGGAAAAGAACCAUCAAGUUCUGAUAGUGCAAGCGUCAGCAUUCACGAAAUACAUGGGCAAUUUGACCGUUUACUUCGACUAUCUGGGCCGAUACGUGAAAUGGGAAGGCGGGCCAAUAUUCCUUGACCGUUCUAUACCUGAAGAUGCAAAGAUAAAGAAGAAAUUGGAACCUUAUGCGAAGCUAGUCCAUGAAGCAGAGAAUGUUCUAGUAGGGGAGGCAGUGAGGACGUUAAGUGCAGACGACUGUGUGUUUGGGGAAUGUGCGCUUGGUGAUCUACUGGUUGACGCAAUGACAGACUAUGCCAGGGCAAAUGUAAAAAGUGAUUACGAGCAUCUGUCGUUCAUUCAGCGAGGAAACAUCAAAGCAUCAAUUUUAAGUGGAAAUAUUACAAAGGGAACCAUCUUUGACAUACUGCCGUUCAAUGACCGCGUGGUAUCAUUCGAGCUGUCGGGGCGGGACGUGCGCGCGGCGCUGGAGCGCAGCGUCAGCGAGGCGUGGGACUUAACGCCCUUCAAAGGUCCAUGGCUAUUACAAGUGUCAGGUCUUAAUGUAACAUACAAUAUAUCGCUACCUGAAGGUCAUCGUAUUGUGUCUGCGAGUUCUAAAUCUCCAUUGGAGGAUGACAAAUAUUACCAAGUGACAGCGCCUACUUACUUAGCCGAUGGUGGGGAUGGUUUCACGAUGUUCAAGACUGGAAAGAAGAAUGUUAAAAUAAUUGGUCGCGAUGAGAAAAUCUUAGAACUUUAUAUAAAUAAAAAUUCUCCUAUAGAUGUAAGGACAGACGGAAGAAUCGAGAUUCUACAGUGAUACAUAGUUAAAGUUUUAGAACAAAUAUCAUAGAAAUAAUUGUAUAAGUUAUGUUUAUAUAAAUUAUUUGUUAAUAAGAAACAAUUACUUUAAUUAUUUAAAAAGACAGUAAUAAUAUAUUUUUAAUUUAUUCGUUUUGGUACUAAAAACCAUAGAAUACAGAAUUAUUCUGUUUAAUCUAUAUUCUUAUACUCUGUACAAUACUUGAUUUAAAAAUACGCCAAAGUAGAGGUUAUUUGUAAUAAAACUCAAUCCUCAUUAUUAUUACCAAAUUUAAUAUACUAAUUUGAGACAAAAAAAAGCAUAAAGAGGCUAAAAGUUAAGUAAAUCGUUCACUAACUAUGCGUAGGUGAUGUUAACUAUUAUUUUAUAUUUAAUAAUUAUUUAUGUAAUAAAAGUAUUGUUUUUAAUUA